Molecule: messenger RNA, 2048 nt
Organism: Betta splendens (Siamese fighting fish)
Lineage: Eukaryota; Metazoa; Chordata; Actinopteri; Anabantiformes; Osphronemidae
Gene: mydgf
Product: myeloid-derived growth factor
Exons: 6
Coding region: 64-567 (167 amino acids)
Biological process (GO): positive regulation of endothelial cell proliferation; positive regulation of angiogenesis
Source: RefSeq, a predicted model, not a curated record
GUGACGUCAUCAACAAUCGACCGGACAGCGACACAGAGCAGCCACAGAGAACUGCAUCCAGACAUGGCCAGUCUAACGAAGUCCUGCGGCGUGAACUUGGCCUUUGUGCUUGAAUUUGUGCUGAUUUUAGCGUUUGUCUCUGCUGGCCCCGAACGGACGAAGACGGUGGAGUUCAACGUGAAACCCGGAGGAGUGGUGCAUACUUUCACUCAAGGGAUCAGGGAGUAUGAAUGUUCAUUCACUUAUGCUUCACAAGGGGGAACCAAUGAGCAAUGGCUGAUGAGUGUGGGCCUGAGUGAUGAUGACAGCCUGUUUUCCUGCGCUGUGUGGAGGCCUCAGGGAAAAUCAUACCUGUUUUUCACUCAGUUCAAAGCUGAACUAAAGGGAACCAAAAUUUCAUACGCCAACGCCUUUUCGCAGACAGCGGCAGCAGGACAGAGCGACGUGCCUCUGAAGCCGGAGGAAUUCACCGUCAGAGACGCAACAGUGACCCACAUGGAGGGAACGUUCAAAGCGCAGCUCUCCAAGCUGACCGUCAUCGGACGGACGCGCCACAACGAGCUGUAGCUCGUAUGAAGUCUGACGCCGUUGGUUCUGCCAUGACCUUUCGGAGCAACCUGGUGAGAUCUGAGCCGGACCUCUGGGGUUCAGCACGGUCGAUGAAGUACGGAUGCAGAUACUUCAGUAAAUUCAUUAUCUACUACUUUGUUACUGCAGUGAAUUUCUACUACUUGGGCCAAAAAGAAUUAAACUGUAAAGUAUCCAGAUUCUUAAUAAAAUGUCACAAUUAAAAUUCUGCCCCAAGGUAAAAUGAUUUCAUAGUUGUUUCUUAUUCUCUGAGACUAGAGCAGAUUUACUGAGAAUAAAUCAUUUCUGAUUCACAGGGGAUGUAUUUGAAUGUAUAAAGGAUUGGUGUAGAGUAUAGAUAACAUGUUUAGAGUAGGAAGGGAUUUCUCCAUCUUGUGUAAUCCUCAGAGGAAACUGAGUAAUCCCCAAUAUCGUCGUUGCACGCACACACACGAACUAUUACAUCGCUCUCACUGUCGCUCUGUUCUGAGCUGCUGUGCAGACAAGCGCCUCAGUCUCUGCCUUUAUCUCCUCGUCUGUUUAUCUUCACGUAUUCCACAUAACUGUAAGAUCCCCAUCUGAUCCGAAUUAAUACAACGGUUUCUGUAUUUUUGGAAUUUUUAUUUUGCGCUCUUCUUGGCCACAAGCAAUGGUGCUAUUAGGAGAAAGAUCUACAGGAUAAUCUGAUUAAACCCACUUUAUUGUGUUAGGCUAUAAAGAGUGUAAAUGUAACGGUACUGUAAAAAGUAUGGAUCCUGGAAGAUGACAGUGGUUCUACCUCAUAAAAACAAAUCCAAUCAUCGUGUCGGCUCAGAGGCUAAGAUAAAACAAUCGCUGGGACGUUUGGGGGCUUCUGUGGGAAUGACCUGAGCUAAGCUGUCGCUGCACUGUCCAUCGUUUAAGAUGUAGUGAAUGGGCUGCAAACAGCUACUUUGCACCCGUUUAGCUGGGAGUGGCAGUAACAUUCUUGAGCUGGUCUCUGCUUUCAUCCUCUGGCGUGGAUCAUGGGGGGAUAUGGAGCAGGUUCAGAGGGACGUCAUUAUCAUAGGUCCCUCUCUGCUCCCGUGAAGCGGGCAGGAUUGCCUUUAUCUUCCUUGCAUCGAUCCAGCCCUCUUAGAUCUGCACAAGUGUCUGGAGGAUGAGUUCUGGGGAUUGAUUUUAGAUCGGGGGAUUGUGCUGAUUUGAUUUUGUGGUCAGAUUUAUUUCAGAUUACUUUUUUUUCUUUUCUUACCUUGUUUGGUUUGUCUUGUCUGUCUGACCGUCUGGAGUUGUGCAAAUGCUCAGCAGAGUGAUGUGUCCCCACCGAGGCUCCCCUUGAAAUCACACCAGGAAAUGAACACAUCCACAUCCAGAUUCUGACCCUGAAUAGAAACACACACGUUACCUAUUUUAUAUGUUUCCUUUUUCUAAUACUUGCUUAUUCUGAUUCAUGAUGAAAUGUGAUGGAUGCUUCAAUAAAGACGUGGUGUCACUGUUCUGGC